UGUCAGAAACUCGCAAAAGAAAAUUUUUCUGAAGUUUCAACGCUUACUAGAAAAGCCUUUGAUGGCAUGGAAGUGGUGGAUCGUAAUCAGGAAGAAUAUUCAAGAAUAAUUAUUCGGAUGCUCGCAUCGAUUCAAGUACAACUACGGGAGCUUCACCAGAAAGUCGAACACGGAAAACCUAUGUUUUCAGGAAAUGUUGGCCUCAUAGCGUCUCUUCUGCCAUUAAAAUCGAUCGCGGAGAUUGAAGUCUUUGAGAAAAAAAUCCAUGAAAAUCCGGAAAUAAAACAACAAUUUAAUACAUUUGUACAGAAAAUUGGAGGUCAUACAGCGCGUGAGGACACCCAAAGAAUUUGCACAAAGAUCUUCACAAAUUCCUGUGCAGAGUUAUGUUCAUGGAAAGGACGGAAGGGAAACUUUUGCAUUGAAGAUCUAUAUAUUAUAAAAAUAAUGCAAGAUGCUAUUUUACAUACAUAUCCGGCAACAAAAGAAAUUGAAUUCAAAGAGAUCGUCGCAGAAUGGUUCCGGUUUGCUAAACAACGACGAAAUCGAACAAUAGAAAAAGAGAAGAAAAGAGCAGAAAGAAGAAAGACAACGGAUGAGACAAGAGAGAAUGAAGCAAACUCUUAACAAGGUUAAAGAUAAUAUAAAGACACUUGCUACUGUCAUAUACCGUGAAAAAAUGCCUUUGUGUCUUUUGUCAAAAACUCUUUUUCAUAUUUUUCUUUUUUUUAUUCAUAUGAACGUUUAUUAUUAUAUAUAGUAUAUCUAGGUUAUUAUAUAAAGAAAUUCACUAUACAACGGAAUAAAAAAGUCUGCAAUUGCCAUCUUUAACGAAUGAUGCGUGACACUAUAUACAAAUAAUAAUAAUAUAGAAACAUACAUAUAAUGUAGCGUAAUAAAGAUGAGGUGGGAUGUAUUAAUUAUAUAUAUGUAAAACUGUGAUAGCGACAUUGCAAGAACCCACGUAUUAUUUUAUCACAGCCAUCAUCACUCGGUAUCUAGUCGAUUUUAGUAUCUAUUAGCAUCUAGUCGAUAGACAAUUUGCAGAAAAUGUAAAAGACAUAUAUUAAAUAGAUUGAUAAGAUAUAUAAGAUA
Molecule: messenger RNA, 1095 nt
Organism: Nylanderia fulva
Lineage: Eukaryota; Metazoa; Arthropoda; Insecta; Hymenoptera; Formicidae
Source: RefSeq, a predicted model, not a curated record